AUGGAGGUGGAAUUGGAUAGAAUCAGCAACUUACCAGAUGAGUUAUUAGGCAAAAUACUGUCAAAUUUGCGAAUGAAGGAUGGAGCGAGGACAAGUGUUUUGUCAAGCAAGUGGAGGUAUAAAUGGGCUAUGAUUCCGCAACUGGUGUUUGAUGAUGGGUGCCCCGAUGAUAUUGUUGAUCGUGUGCUCUUAAGUCAUAUUGGCCCUAUAACCAAAUUUGUACUUGAGACCGUGAACAGGGACAGUGAAGUUCUGGAUCGGUGGAUUGUUCCGAUUUCAAGACACCCCAUCAGUGGGGUGAUGCUUGGAUGUCAUGGAAUGGGGCAGCGCUACAAAAUGCCUUUGUGUUUCUUUUCAUGUCAAGACCUGAUUCAUUUGCAUUUGAGUGCCUGUGUUGAAACCCCCUUCAACAUUUAA
Messenger RNA from Argentina anserina (silverweed cinquefoil), 417 nucleotides. Its product is annotated as F-box/FBD/LRR-repeat protein At1g13570-like. Gene Ontology annotation, molecular function: protein binding. Bases 1 to 417 code for a protein of 138 amino acids. Lineage: Eukaryota; Viridiplantae; Streptophyta; Magnoliopsida; Rosales; Rosaceae. The transcript has a single exon. The record is from RefSeq and is a predicted model, not a curated record.